UUUGACCUUUUUCCUUCAUACAUUGAGAAAGCAAAAAAGAGGGAGAGAACAAAGAGAGAUAAACAAUGGGAGAAGUACGAGAGAAGAGAAGGAUAGUGUUGGUUCCAGUUCCAGCUCAAGGUCAUGUAACUCCUAUUAUGCAACUUGGGAAAGCUCUUUACUCCAAAGGAUUCUCAAUCACUGUGGUUCUCACACAGUAUAACCGAGUUAGCUCUUCCAAAGAAUUCUCUGAUUUUCAUUUCCUCACCAUCCCCGGCAGCUUAACUGAGUCUGAUCUCAAAAACCUAGGACCAUUCAGGUUUUUAGUCAAGCUCAAUCAAAUCUGUGAGGCAAGCUUCAAGCAGUGUAUAUGUCAGCUAUUGGAGGAACAAGGUGAUGAUAUUGCCUGUGUCGUCUACGAUGAGUACAUGUACUUCUCUCAAACUGCAGUUAAGGAGUUUCAACUUCCCAGUGUCCUCUUCAGCACGACAAGUGCUACUGCUUUUGUCUGUCGCUCUGUUUUGGCUAGUGUCAACGCAGAGACGUUCUUGACCGACAUGAAAGAUCCUGAAGUGUCAGACAAGGUGUUUCCAGGGUUGGAUCCUCUAAGGUACAAGGACCUACCAACUUCAGCAUUUGGGCCGUUAGAGAGUAUUCUCAAGGUUUACAGUGAGACUGUCAACAUUCGAACAGCUUCCGCUGUUAUCAUCAACUCAACGAACUGUCUAGAGAGCUCUUCCUUGGCAUGGUUGCAAAAAGAGCUACAAGUUCCGGUGUAUCCUAUAGGCCCACUUCACAUUGCAGCUGCAGCGCCUUCUAGUUUGCUAGAAGAGGACAGGAGUUGCAUUGAGUGGUUGAACAAGCAGAAAUUAGGCUCAGUGAUUUACAUAAGCUUGGGAAGCUUGGCUCUAAUGGAAACCAAAGACGUUUUGGAGAUGGCUUGGGGAUUAAGUAACAGCAACCAACCUUUCUUAUGGGUGAUCAGACCUGGUUCUAUUCCUGCCUCGGAGUGGAUAGAGUCCUUACCAGAGGAAUUCAGUAGGUUGGUUUCAGAAAGAGGUUAUAUAGUGAAAUGGGCACCACAGAUGGAAGUUCUUAGACAUCCAGCAGUAGGAGCGUUUUGGAGUCACUGUGGAUGGAACUCGACGCUAGAGAGCAUCGGGGAAGGAGUUCCAAUGAUCUGUAGGCCUUAUACAGGCGAUCAGAAAGUCAAUGCAAGGUACUUAGAGAGAGUAUGGAGAAUUGGGGUUCAAUUAGAGGGAGAGCUGGGUAAAGGAACUGUGGAGAGAGCUGUAGAGAGGUUGAUUCUGGAUGAAGAAGGAGCAGAAAUGAGGAAGAGAGCCAUUGACUUGAAAGAGAAGCUUGAAGCCUCUGUCAGAAGUGGAGGUUCCUCAUGCAGCUCAUUAGAAAACUUUGUUAAUUCCUUGAAAAUGAAGAAUUCUAUGUAGUCUCUUUUCAAAGUCAAGACUGUAUCAGAAAAGAUUUGUUUUAGUAUUAUGAAAUGAAAUGUCUUUCAACUGAUAAAUAAUA
Molecule: messenger RNA, 1509 nt
Organism: Capsella rubella
Lineage: Eukaryota; Viridiplantae; Streptophyta; Magnoliopsida; Brassicales; Brassicaceae
Product: UDP-glycosyltransferase 76E1
Exons: 2
Coding region: 66-1427 (453 amino acids)
Molecular function (GO): UDP-glycosyltransferase activity
Source: RefSeq, a predicted model, not a curated record